AUGAGCAAAUCGCACCAAACGACGACUUCUAGUGAGAAAGACUCUCAAUUGCCGGUCUACGACGAAGAGAGCGGCAAAGCUGUCGACGAGUUCCCCGACGGAGGACUGCAGGCGUGGCUGGUGGUUGUCGGAGCCUUUUUCGGCCUGUUUUGCACUUUUGGAUGGGCAAACUGUGUCGGCGUGUUCCAGGCCUACUACGAGACCCAUCAACUCAAGUCGUACUCCCCUAGCACAGUGGCGUGGAUAUCGUCGUUAAACAUGGGCAUGUUAUUCAUCAGUGCUCCCUUUAUCGGAAACCUGUUUGACCGGUUCGGCCCCCGCGUCCUGCUAUUGGUUGGCACCGUCCUGCACGUCUUUGGCCUGAUGAUGGCGUCCCUGUCUUCCGAAUACUACCAACUUAUCCUUUCUCAAGCCAUUUGCAGCCCAAUUGGCGCGGGGAUGGUCCUGUAUCCUAGCUUCAGCUGCGUUGCAACCUGGUUCCGGAGCCGAAGAGCUUUGGCAUUGGGCAUUACGGCCAGCGGCUCAAGCCUGGGAGGCACAGUCAUGCCCAUCAUGGUCAGUCACUUGAUGGAAAAGAUUGGGUUCGGCUGGACCAUGCGUGUUACGGCCUUUGUCAUGCUUGGGCUGCUCAUCAUCACGAAUUUGACGGUCAAGUCGCGGCUGACCCCCCGGGCAAAGGAUGCUAGUCUGUUGGACUUUUUCCGAGCGUUCAAGGAUCCUGCAUUUUGCCUUACAGCGCUGGCUUCUUUCUUUUACUCUGUAGGGAUGUUUGUUCCCAUCACUUUCAUGGUUACCUACGGACUACACGUCGGCAUGUCCACGUCUCUUGCCAGUUAUCUUGUCUCUAUAUUCAACGCCGCCAGCGGGGUCGGACGUAUUCUUUCUGGUUAUGUUGCAGAUAGAACGGGCAACUUCAACGUCUCAAUCAUUGCUGCUUGCCUUUCCACCAUUUUUACUCUCUGUCUGUGGCUUCCCGGCCAGAACAGGCCGACCGCCAUCGCAUUCUCAGCCCUCUUCGGUUUUAGUUCCGGUACAUAUACCGCCCUCACUCCCGCCCUUGUAGCUCAAAUAACCGACAUUCACGACAUCGGGACUCGCUCCGGUACCAUUUACGCUUUCGUGUCGAUUGCUGGCUUGGUAGGGAGUCCGAUUGGCGGCGCGCUCAUUACAAAUGCGGGUGGAAGUUAUUGGAAGCUGCAGAUUUUUGCGGGCAUCAUGCUUGGCCUUGGUGCGCUCUUCUUUGUUGGUUGCAAACUACAUUUGGCAAAAUGGCGGCUGUUUACAAAGGUGUAA
Messenger RNA from Akanthomyces muscarius, 1293 nucleotides. RefSeq lists its product as uncharacterized. Gene Ontology annotation, biological process: transmembrane transport. Lineage: Eukaryota; Fungi; Ascomycota; Sordariomycetes; Hypocreales; Cordycipitaceae. The transcript is spliced from 4 exons. Gene Ontology annotation, cellular component: fungal-type vacuole membrane. The record is from RefSeq and is a predicted model, not a curated record. The coding region runs from base 1 to 1293 and encodes 430 amino acids. Gene Ontology annotation, molecular function: transmembrane transporter activity.